Molecule: messenger RNA, 4572 nt
Organism: Gadus macrocephalus (Pacific cod)
Lineage: Eukaryota; Metazoa; Chordata; Actinopteri; Gadiformes; Gadidae
Gene: arid5a
Product: AT-rich interactive domain 5A
Exons: 7
Coding region: 2290-4074 (594 amino acids)
Biological process (GO): regulation of transcription by RNA polymerase II
Cellular component (GO): nucleus
Molecular function (GO): transcription cis-regulatory region binding
Source: RefSeq, a predicted model, not a curated record
UUCACUUUUAUUUCCCACAUCCUUUGCAGCAUUCGUUUUGACUGUGCUUAAAUCUUCUCGCUCAGAUGUAGCCCUUGAUAAAAUCACCUGACAGGAUUCAUGCAUGAGUGUCUAUAUCAUGUCGUGUUUUUUUUUAAUCACAUGCACACUAGUAUGAUUGCAACAAGUUUUAAAUUGAGGUCAUGUAUGUCAUAUGAAGACGCACAAAUUUGACACUUAAUUAGUCGGAGUUUUGCAAAUUCAUUCGGUGCCAGAUUUAUACUUUCAUCCCUAAUGCAAAGGAUAGGCUUCCAACAAAGGCGAAAAGGAUUUUGAGUCAUGCUUUGACACACAUGGUUUCUACAGAAAUUAAUAAUUUCCUGAAUGUUAUUUUCUGAUUGUGGCAUGGUUUAAUGCUCCAGAUACAGUUUCUGAUCUUACCUCAAAGGAUUAGCAGGGAAUUUAUUUUGCGUUAUUUGUUCAACACUAGCUGUUGCAUAAUUUAUAGGGUAGGGCGAGCUACGGAUGAUUCCAAAAAGCAGGAUUUCUUAUUUCUUACAUCUUCUGUAUAUGAAUACAACUUUGUUUUUACCACAUUUUAUCACAUCCACUUACAAGUAUGUUGCUUUGAUUUGAGAGCUAGCUUUCCUGCUCCGAUAAGAACAGCUUAUUGUGGCUUAAUGUGCAUGAUUGUUAAAUGUCAUUUCCUAUAGCCGAUAGAAGAACAGGGCAUCCCCAUUUCAGAUCAAAGACAUUUGGAGGAAGUGUUUUAACUGGUGAUAAAAGCUCUGUUAACAGAUCGCAGUAGCCUACCAGAAAAGCUCAAAUCAAGAGACAAGCAUUGUAUCUUAUUGAAUAAGCCGUCAAUAUUGAUCAGCAUAAUACACCGCAAAUGAGCUAUGGAAAUAAGUCUGGUAUAGUCUUGAAUAAUCACGCCAGUGUCCGUUCAUACUCGAUUCAAAUUAUAUUGAAAAAAUUGUUUGCAGUAGGCUAUUUGCUUGAACAGCAUUAUCUAUGAUUGAAAGAUUAUGUUAACAGGCUGACCUUUAAAUGGGCCUAGGUUGAGGUUAUGGAAUUACAGAGAUAAUUUAAGAGACAGUUAAUGCACAAGCAACGUGCUACACACCACAUUCAAAAUGAAUCCAGUUCAGUUCAGACUAGCCUGCUUUAUGGAUCCCAAGAAGGGCGAGAAUUCAUUCACAGCCUAUCCAGUCCAUCCACACGACAUAUAAAGUCACAGGCGACAUGUUGGUGACAUGUCAGCAGUAAAUAAUAUCAACCUGCUUUUGUUUUAAAGAAUGGAGAAUUUACUAUAGAGGUUUGUUUCUCAAGGGCCCCUUGUAAUGGCUGUUGAGUGAGUCACAUUCCCCCAGGGCUCACACGUCUCUAGCAGGUCCAGUUGUGUUGGAGCAGAAUUUCACAUUACUGCGCAGUGUGCAGGCUAUUCUUGUCCUUCAUUGACAAUCCAGUCAACCUUUCAAUAAAUGAGAAGUUGAGAAGACUUGCAUAAAAUCGUUGAUACAAGUGACAUCAAACCACAGAUUAAAAGUUAAGCUUCCUCAUUAAGUCGGUUCUUUGAUGUCCACCCUUUAGAACUGACUGUUGUUUUCUUUUACAUCGAACUGAGUUGAGUCGAACACUGUUCCUAGAAAUCUGUCGACAAUUUGAACGUCUUCACUUUGUAUAAUGCCAGCUAUAAUUGACUUUCUCUACACUCAAAUGCUAGCUGUAAGCCCCUGAAUUAAAUCGUGUGUGGCUCCCAGUAAUAUCGGAGUGUAUGGGUCUGAGUAUAUUAGUAAAGGGUUUACAAUAAAUAUUAAAUGCAAAACACAUAGAGGUGCAAAAUAUGUGUUUUUAAUUUAGUAAAAAGAUACUCUAUGACAUUCUGAACCUAAUGUUAAACUCAAGGAUCAUGUUAAAAAUAAUUAGAAAUAAUAUGUUUUGAUUCUAUAAACCGACACUAUUUAAAUAAAUCAAUCACGCAAUCAAUCAUUAAUCAAUCUAUCAAUCAAUAACGGGCAUACAAAUAAAGGUUUACCUAAAUCAGAAUUAGACAAUUCUUAUUUACCUUCAGGCAAUGAAGAUUAAACCAGUUUAAAUGCCUGGGAAACAUUGAAGAGAUCAUUUAAAUACAUUAGCCCAGCCUCCUAGACACGCUUGCUUUUUGUCUUUGUGCUGAAUAUGAACCAAUGAAGCCUGGCUGUGGUGACAUCUUCCUAUAUUGUGGUCAGAAGUUGACGGGGUGGUGCAUGAAUUGCUGGUGCCAAUUUAAUCACACUGAGACUUGAGACAAGAAGUGAUCUCUUUGUAAUGGAGUCUGAAGAGGUGCAGAGUGACGUUUCCCAGGAGCCAGUAGCCAGUGAGGUCCACAGAAAGACUGGGAGCCAGGACGCCCCGGAGUUAACGAUGGCUGAACCCAGCGCUCAGUGUGAAGCGGGUGCCAGGCAAGACAAAGGUGCUGAGGUGGGGGAGAAGUCCUUUGUUUCGAACCUGCACGGUUUCAUGAAGGAGAGAGGAACGCCCAUAGAGAGGAUCCCCCACUUGGGCUUCAAGCAGAUCAACCUUUGGAGGAUAUAUAAAGCUGUUGGGAAUCUUGGAGGUUAUGACUCAGUGACCGCACGGCGUCUGUGGAAGAGCGUUUACGACGACUUGGGAGGGAGUCCCGGCAGUACCAGCGCAGCCACCUGUACCCGCAGGCACUACGAGAGGCUGGUUCUGCCGUUCGACAGACACCUGAGAGGAGAGACGGACAAGCCUCUGCCGCACGGUAAACCCCGGAAACAGUACCGGAGGAACAUGGAGAAGGCCGGCAAAGAACGAGGGAAGAGGAAGACUGUCCGUAUGGAGAAGGAGCUCCGUGAGGCUCAGAGGAUAACCAAAGCUACAGUGCAAGUUGAGGCUGGAACUCAGGCAUAUGCAGCUCCGUGGCCCAUCUCAAGACCCCUGCUGAGCUGCCUGCAGACCAACCGAGAGCCUGCCGUCGUUUGUACUGCGGCUUACGACGGCUCCAGAUCACUCUGCGUCCCGCUUCCUGCAUCACAACCGUUGAGCGAUCACAUGGUCUCUCCUCCUGGCAUGGGCCUCUCUCCCCUGGAGAAGAAGAAAAGGAUGGCCCAGGCCAGCCUCAGCCAGCCUUCACACCUCCAGGACGAUGAUAAAGACAGGCCCAGCGUCAUCCACCGCCCCCUGCCUCAGGCCACGCAGCUUCCCGCUCCCGAGUGCACCUCCUUCGAGGACUCUCCGAGGCCUGUGUCCACCUCUUCUUCUCGCUGCUCCUCCCCUCACUCCUCCCUCUCCUCGGAGGACCUUCCAGCAGCCGCUGGAGGGAAGCCUGAACCAAACGGAGCAACGCCACGGCAAUACGUGACGCUGGUCAGUGGCAGGAGUCGCUUGGUUGCGGACAAUAUGUUCUGUAGUGCAAUCACCAAAGGACAAGUCAUUCCUUUCCCUGGCACCCAAUUACUGAAAGCGGACGCCAUCGGAAAUGAGAACAAAGACUCUGUAUGGAGAGCGGUCCCAAAGGUCAGCGGAAGAGAGUCUGCUCGCACUUGCCCAAAGGCGACAUCUUCCUCCUAUUUCGGCGUUCACACAAGCUGGCCGCCGGCACCUAACUCAAGUUUCACCAAAGUCCUUCCAAAACCAGCACAACCUCUCAAACCAACUCCUCUCCCGCGUGGUUAUAAAAUCGACCAAGGUUGGCCGACACAGCCGCACGAUCAGUCGGUAAAGAAGCGACAUCACCUCCCUCCCUGGAUCUAUCAGACGUCGGAGAGGAGAGACAAAUCUAAGCGGUUUCUUACUAGCGAGCCUCGGCCCCUUUACGCUGGCAGCCAGCCCCCUCCGUCCUACCUCUUCACAGACUAUGGCAGGGCGGUCAGAGACAGUAUGCCUCAACCACCCCCCCUCCAAGCGUUUCUGCCAGAGAGAAUGAGGACGGCGCACUCCCAGCCUCUAUACCACCAAGCCCCGGUAGGGCUGAGUCACCCAGCCCACUUCUACUCUUACCCUUCUUACUACCUCUCUGCAUGGAGCGACCAGAGUGAAUACGCGCGAGCGGGGGUUUCUCCUCAGUCCGUUUAUCCUCGUAAACUUUGAUACUGUGCAGAAGAAGAAAGAGAAGUAGAAGAAGAAGAGGGUUAAGUGGAAAGAGGGUUAACAUAGGUCCCUAUAGGUUGAUCAUGAGUCUACCUCUUUAACUGAAAAUGUGUUCAUUCUUGUGUGUUUGCUGCAAUCAUUUUGUUGAGCACAAUGAGUACAGUAAUAAUACAGUAAUACAUGAGGCAUAUUGGCCGACUGAAUAUUAGGAAUUUUUUAAAUAUCCCUAUUUGAAAUGUGAGUUGAAUUGCAUUUUAAAUUAUAAUGUCAAUGUCUGCUUUAUGCCCACAUUAAAACCCUAUACUUAUUUUGAUGAUGUCAGCAUUCAUGAUUCGAAACUGGGGUUUGCAACUCAUCUUAAAAUAUAUUUCUUGGCAAUAUCAUCUUCUGCUUUCUAGUUCCAAAUAUCACGUCCAGGCACAAUGAUUUCCCUUCAUCAGGGAAAUGUUUAAAUUGCUCAGAAAAUAAACCACCAGUAAUAAAAAUGGCAAAAUCCUC